AUGGGUAACGUCUUCGGCAACCUUUUCAAAGGCCUUUUUGGUAAGAAGGAGAUGCGAAUCCUGAUGGUCGGGUUGGACGCGGCCGGAAAGACGACCAUCCUUUACAAGUUGAAGCUCGGAGAAAUUGUGACCACAAUUCCUACCAUCGGGUUCAAUGUGGAAACUGUUGAGUACAAGAACAUUUCGUUCACCGUGUGGGAUGUCGGCGGUCAAGACAAGAUUCGCCCGCUGUGGAGGCAUUACUUCCAGAAUACCCAGGGAUUGAUCUUCGUCGUUGACUCGAACGACAGGGAGCGUGUUGGUGAAGCUCGUGAAGAAUUGAUGCGUAUGUUGGCGGAAGAUGAGCUGCGUGAUGCUGUUCUACUCGUCUUCGCUAACAAGCAGGAUUUGCCGAAUGCUAUGAAUGCGGCUGAGGUCACCGACAAGCUUGGCCUGCACACGCUACGUAGCCGCACUUGGUACAUUCAGGCAACUUGCGCUACAUCCGGCGACGGUCUAUAUGAGGGACUCGACUGGCUCUCCAAUCAGCUCAAGAACCGCAGC
Messenger RNA from Mesorhabditis spiculigera, 543 nucleotides. The record is from the annotation of a GenBank genome assembly. Lineage: Eukaryota; Metazoa; Nematoda; Chromadorea; Rhabditida; Rhabditidae.